CGGGGACGUAAGUGCCAGUGGUCAGCCAUAUUGUCUCUGAUACAGCAGAAAUCCCUCAUUGGCGUAGAUACACCGGCCACGGAGGGAGGCGAGGACCGUUCGCUUGACGAAACUCAGCUUAUUGGGAAGCAUUUCGGCCGACGAAUUGAUCCAGGGGCUAUCCCACCGUGCCCCUGGUGGCCCCUUCCCCCGUCCGCUGGCAAAGCCCCUCCCCCCCGACCCUCCCCCCACCCCACCCCAAACCCCUUGUCCUGUUGUGAGCAGCCCCCCUGGUCCCUUACCUUCCCUUCUCUUCCUCCCUCCCUCCUACCUAUCCGCCCUGUACUCCAACCAUCCUCCGCUGCAGUAGGAUCACCACACAUCGUCUGCCAAGCUGUCUGACAUGUCAGGACCCGUGCCAAGUCGGGCCCGAGUGUACACAGAGGUCAACACUCAUCGGCCCAGGGAGUACUGGGACUAUGAGUCUCACGUGGUUGAAUGGGGAAACCAGGAUGACUUUCAGUUGGUGCGGAAGCUAGGGCGUGGCAAGUACAGUGAGGUCUUUGAGGCAAUCAACAUCACCAAUAAUGAGAAGGUGGUGGUGAAGAUUCUCAAGCCUGUGAAGAAAAAGAAGAUCAAGCGUGAGAUAAAAAUUUUGGAGAAUCUGCGUGGAGGUCCUAAUAUAAUCUCCCUUAUCGAUAUUGUGAAAGACCCUGUGUCCCGGACACCUGCCUUGGUCUUUGAACAUGUUAACAACACAGACUUUAAGCAACUGUACCAGACCCUGACAGACUAUGACAUCCGGUUCUACAUGUAUGAGAUCCUCAAGGCCCUGGACUACUGCCACAGCAUGGGAAUCAUGCAUAGAGAUGUGAAGCCACAUAAUGUGAUGAUUGAUCAUGAACACCGCAAGCUGCGCCUUAUUGACUGGGGUCUGGCUGAGUUCUAUCACCCUGGACAAGAAUACAAUGUCAGAGUUGCCUCCCGCUACUUUAAAGGGCCCGAGCUGCUGGUGGACUAUCAGAUGUAUGACUACAGUCUGGAUAUGUGGAGCCUGGGCUGUAUGUUGGCAAGUAUGAUCUUCAGGAAGGAGCCCUUCUUCCACGGCCAUGACAACUAUGACCAGUUGGUGAGAAUAGCCAAGGUUCUGGGGACUGAAGACCUCUAUGACUACAUAGACAAGUACAAUAUUGAGCUGGAACCUCGCUUCAACGACAUUCUGGGGAGGCACUCUCGUAAGCGGUGGGAGCGGUUUGUCCACAGUGAGAACCAGCACCUGGUCAGCCCUGAGGCUCUUGACUUCCUUGACAAGCUGCUGCGCUAUGACCACCAGGCCCGGCUGACAGCCCGCGAGGCCAUGGAUCACCCUUACUUCUUCCCCAUUGUGAAAGAUCAGUCUCGUGCGGCUGGAUCAGCUAACCUGCCCAGUGGGAACACAGCUGUUAGCACAGCCAACAUGAUCACUGGUAUCUCUGCCUUGCCAGCCUCCACUGCCCUGGGUCCUCUCACUGGCUCGCCGGUCUUGUCUGCUGCCACCAACGCCCUGAGCACCCCGGUGCCCACUGCUGCCGGUGCCCCGCAGUGACACCCCACCCAAAUACACACUCUCCUGCCCUGAACCCCAAUCUCUCCCACCUCUACCACCACCCAGCCUGAGGGGGGAGAGACUAGACAGGUGCCACUCUGGCAGCCCUCAUCACAUUCAAUCAGUGUGACCACGCCUCACAAACCUCCUGGCCGGAGGAUGUUGUCUUCUAAGAAAGGAAAGAUGUUUUUUUGGUUCCUUUUCCACCUUGAAUGAAUGUGUUAACCUGACAUCUGAAAUGAAUGUUCUGUGUAAGUUGAAAUAAUAGGUAUUCACUUCAUUUUCCUAAAAGCCGUAGUGAAUACAAAGGGGUGUGUGUUUGAUUCUGAAAGUGAGUGUCAUCCAUGGCCCCCCACCCCCUGUGAGUUAGUAUGGAUGGUGAAGGCAGUGGUCAAUCAGUACAUCAGCAGAAGGCAAAAGAAAGAUGUCGGCCAUGAAGACCCAAAGGAGCACAUCCUGUAUAGUUUACUACUGCAGCAUCAUCUAAGACGAGAUCUACUGAGAACAUGUGAUUUACCUCCCCAGAUGAGUCUGAACACCCUCCAGAUCACAGCAUUUUGGAAGUGUUUGGUGCUGUUCUGUGCUCCAGGUGUAUGUGAACACAAUGACACUUCAACACUUUCUUUGCCUGAGUAGUUUUAUCUUGCCUUUCUUACCAAACCAGAUCACCAGUCUUCUUUUGAUAUCCGACUCCCCGUCAUGUUAUCUGUUAAUUUGUUUUGUAAUGAAAUGUUCCGGACUGCUGGAAAAGGUUAAUCUCCGUCAAGUGGUUCGAUCAGCUCUAGUGUUGUACUAUGAUCUCUUAAGAAGCCAGGUAUGGUUAAUUCAGGUUCUCAAAGAAAUGGUUUCUCAAAUGUGCUGCUUUAAAUUUCCUUGAAUUACUUCAAGUGGCUUUUCUUGAAUUACUUCAAGACAUAACCAAAGUUUACUCAGUUGGUUGGAAGAGGAGACUGACCAAGCCUAGUUUUGUUUUGUGGGAGUUACUCAUGGAGAUGCAAGUUGACAGUGUGGGUUCUAGGGAAUAUGAUUACACAAUAUGCAACACAAUAAUCAUCUGCAGUUGACUUAAGUGCUGUUAGUGUUGGAGGAAAGUACACUUCUGUUGUGUAGUGACAUCGGUGAGCUAUGUGAGGGAAGUAUUGAAGGUGAAAUGUUGAAUAGCACUUGAAGAGUUUUCCCCAGUGUAUUAGUGCCAGAGUGUAAGUUUUAGACCAUGCUGUACAUAUGCAUCUUUUUUCUUUUUUUUUCAUUUCAAAACCAGAAAAUGCAAAUAAAUCAGAACAUGUAUACAUUGACCGGAAAACGGAGCAGUUUGAGUCCCUACAUCACUGUAUAUAUUUUUAUGUCCUUAUGUAGAAGACUAGUAUUUGAAAGUUUGUGUAAAUAAACACGUUUUAUUUAUCAGGUA
Acanthopagrus latus (yellowfin seabream) is the source of this 2972-nucleotide messenger RNA. RefSeq names its product casein kinase II subunit alpha. Gene Ontology annotation, biological process: protein phosphorylation. The record is from RefSeq and is a predicted model, not a curated record. Lineage: Eukaryota; Metazoa; Chordata; Actinopteri; Spariformes; Sparidae. Bases 383 to 1564 code for a protein of 393 amino acids. Gene Ontology annotation, cellular component: nucleus; cytosol; protein kinase CK2 complex. The transcript is spliced from 13 exons. Gene Ontology annotation, molecular function: ATP binding; protein serine/threonine kinase activity.